This is a messenger RNA of Ostertagia ostertagi, 993 nucleotides long. The record is from the annotation of a GenBank genome assembly. NCBI's taxonomy places the organism in Eukaryota, Metazoa, Nematoda, Chromadorea, Rhabditida, Trichostrongylidae.
AUGGUGUACGAGCGUCUCCAUAUCAUAGAUUUGCCGAAGGACUCGGCUUUCACAUGGAUACUGUGCUUUUUCACCCAGGAUCUCGUUUACUACUUAGGUCACCGAGCUAUCCAUGAAGCUGGUGUUUUCUGGUCCUUCCAUCAAAUGCAUCAUUCCUCUGAGUACUACAAUCUCAGCACUGCACUGCGCCAAGGAGCUGUUCAGGACAUUGCGAUGUUGUUCUUCGACCUGAUGCAGGCCAUCGCCAUCCCACCGAACAUUUUCAUCGUUCACCGCUAUCUGAACCUUAUCUACCAGUUCUGGCUUCACUCGAAUGCUGUACCAUACCUCGGCCCACUCGAGUACUUCUUCAACACACCUUCCAGCCACCGGGUCCACCAUGGAAGAAAUCCGUACUGUAUCGACAGGAACUAUGGCGGCACCUUGAUUAUAUGGGACAGACUUUUCGGCACCUAUGAACCAGAGCGAAAGGGCGAAGAGAUUGCGUACGGAUUGGUCACGCCCGUGGCCUCGUUCAAUCAGCUGUGGUGCCAGUUUUUCGAGUUCAAGGCCAUCGGUUAUGACAAAGGUCAGAUGAGGAACGAGAAGGGCGAGGAACUGUUUCCGGGUGUAUGGAAUAAGGUGAAAGCAGCUCUCUGGCCGCCGGGUUAUUUUCCAGGAGUACGAACAAAGCCAUUCUUUUUAUGGCUAUGCAUGGAAGACAACACUGAGGGCAUACCUGAGGUAGAUUUCCUCUAUCUCCGUUUGUUCCUUUGCUGGCCGGAAUUCGUUUGCCGAGUCGGCCUGUUGAUCGCCUACCUGCAAAUGUUCGGUUACUACUUCGACCACAGCCGUUUCUCACUGGUCUUUGACUCGACACGGUUGGCACUGUCUGGAUUGCUAGGAUUACUUCCUGAACGACUGGUCGAUGACCGUCUACAGUUUGACGUCGUUGGCGGUUGUCUCGUGGCUCGCAUCAGAAGGCAAAAUAUCCGCAGUUGGAAAGAAGAUUGA